This is a messenger RNA of Grammomys surdaster, 933 nucleotides long. RefSeq names its product cilia and flagella associated protein 73 (gene Cfap73). The record is from RefSeq and is a predicted model, not a curated record. Bases 1 to 933 code for a protein of 310 amino acids. Gene Ontology annotation, biological process: spermatid development. The transcript is spliced from 7 exons. Lineage: Eukaryota; Metazoa; Chordata; Mammalia; Rodentia; Muridae.
AUGGCAGUGGCCUGGGAGGAGUAUUUCCGGCUGGCCUUCAAAGAGAAACGGCUCCUGAAGCCACUGGAACAGGAUAGGGAUGACAGUUCGGCCUUGCAGCUUAUACUGGAGAAGAAGAAAGAGCUAGCAGCUGCAGACCAGAGUUUGCAGGCCCAGAAGAAGGAAUUCCGCAGCACUAUGAACUCGGUGGACCAACGCUGGACAGAGCUGGAACAGAAAGGGCAGGCGCUUAAGGGGUCCGUCGUCAGCUUUGACAAACAGUUGAAGGAAGCUCAGACCUGGCGUGCGGCACGGAAAGCCAUAGAGGAGCGGCACAGAAUGCGCAGCCUGGAGGCAGAGGCGCUGCGGCUGCGUGCACAGCUGAAGGAGCUGCGGCUGAAGCGGGCGCGGCUGCUGCCGAAAGUUCAACGCCUGGAGCCCUGCGCGCGGGUGCUGGAGAGGGCGCUGGAGCAGGUGCCCAAUUUUCAGGAGGUUUCUGACCUGGUGGCACGCUUUGAGAGCCUGGUACAGACACAGCUGGCACUGAAGAAGGCGGAGCUCAGACGACAGGUGGAGAUGGAGGUGACCCGGGAGAGGCUGCUUAGUCUGCAGAAAGAGAAGCAGGAUGAGCUACUGCGUCUGAGCCAGCAACGUACUCACCUGUGUGUGAAGUUAGAGGCGGCACGGGAGCUCACACAACAGUGGGAAGCCAAGUGGACUGAAGUUCAGAACACGGCAUCAGAAAAGAUGCUGUUCCUAGGACGCGCUAGGAUGGCUGUGCUCAACCUGUACCAGCUUGUUCUCCAGAAACAGGGUCGGAGGAAAGCCCUGGACGUGGAGGACAUGGAGGGGCAGCUGGAGGAGGUGAAGCUGUUUAUCAUGAACGCCUCAGCCACACUGGCCAACUGUCCCCAGGCUAAGCCCACGCCUACUCUUAAGCCAGGCGAACAGUGA